GCCCACCUCUUCUCGGGGAACCCGGCGCGGGCUGGGGACGAGCAGUAUCUUCGCGGGGUACCGGGCUCGGGGCCGGCCAUGCGGGAGGGGCAGCUCCUAGCGGCACCUCAGUUGAGGCGGCAUGUCGGGCGGAAGGAGCCUGGGUGCAGGCCGGGUGCCCUGGUUACUGGGCCGUUCCGCGCUGCUGGCGGCAUCUCUGCCCGAAGUCGCGGUUAGGGAUGCCGCCGCUUGCUCAUCUUCAGCUUGGAGAUCUCUGGUGUUAUUCUGUGAGGAACUGCCGCCCCCUCCGGCUCUGUUCGGCACGGAGCUGGGGUACAGGGCUUCCUUUCCUUCGCUGUUGGUUUUAUAGAAGAAAAACAUAUCCGUGCCAAAGAUCCUUGCUUUGAUCAGCUGAAGUGCUGCAGUGGUUUGCAGCUAGAAUUAAUUCACUUUCGUGCUUUGUAUGGUUUAGGGUUUGGUGACUGAAAAGCUGGUUGUGGUCAUUUCUGCGCUUGUGAAGUGUUGCAUCUGUUCAUCUAGUGGUGUCCAGAGCACACCCAGUGAACUUCGAGCUUUGUGUGAACUUGAAACCUGUGUUCUGACAGUGUUACUUGGGGUCCUUUGCUAACAGAGGGUUGCAAAUAGAACCUCUUCAGAUCAAGGCAUUAGAAAUAAAGUGUCUGCAUGCUUUUUGCAGAAGGUGAGGGGUUCUUGCUCUCGCUCUCUGCUGUAAAAUUCAGUCCAUGUACUUACCACGUGAACAAACCCAAGUGCUACUGUGUAAUAGCAUGCAUAUUUAUGGAAGGGCUUCUUUUAUCAGCUGUUUUGUAUCCUUGAAGGCCGUUAUUUUUCACUGGACCUCACAUAAGUGUGAUUGGUUUACUAAAUCUUGAAAGUAAUUGAAAUCUGAUUAAAAGAGAACGUAAUUGCACAGGAAUCUAGACAGUUGAAGUCUAAACUCUAGCCUGCAGGGACCAUUAAAAAUAUAAUACUAAGCAGAGAAUCAAUAACUUGAAAAUCACACAGUUUUGGGGAUGACAAGUUGAGCUGUUCAGUAACACAGGAAAAACAAGAGGAAAAAGAAGUAGAAAGAGAAAAGCAUAAGAGAAUGUGUAAAAGAAAAGAGGCAUAAAGGGUAAGCCAGACUAAAACUGAAAUCGUUGACAAUUUAACUUGCAGUGUUAAAAUGCUUUUUCCAAAAAGUAUUUUGUGUACACGAUUUGAAGCAACUUCAGUUAGUUUGGCCAUCUCUCUUGUUCGCUCAGCUUCUGGAAAGGUUAACAUUGUUUCUAUUGCUGACAUGGAGAAAUUGGGAGAUCCGAAUCCAUUGUUCUUUUCUCAAUGGUAGUAUAAUGGCUAGAAAACCCCAUCUUUUGUAGGUCAUUUCUAAAGCCCGAUCUUAGAGGAAUUACAAAGCUGUUUGAGGAUCUUCACACUGAACUGAAGAGAUUGUUAAUCCUGCCUAAUUCGUCUAGCAUGUAGGUAUCAAAGACAGUAUACUAAAAAUCUGAACAGGGUUCAGCAAGUUUGAGAGCUACAAUGCCUGGAGAAAGGUGUGAGCCUUAGGUAGCUGCUGUUGACCUUAGCAGGAGUUCCCACUUUGUCUAGAAAUGCCGUAAUAAGGCACUUUUUCUGUUUGGGGGCAUAGACUAUCCCAAGAUUUUUUUCUGUGUUUGUAAGUUAUGUUUUGUGGGUAGGUUUUGUGCUACCACACCCAUAGUCUGCUUAAGAUUUGCCUGCUGCUUUCUUCCUGCAGAAUUAAGCCAGCUGGAGAGGCUACUGCCCUCAGCUUGCCCCAGCUGGUAGUUGCUGGAAUGGGAAGAACCUAUCAGAAAUGGUAGUUCUACUGUGGAAAAAUUUAUUUCACACUACAAAGGGAAGGAUACUACAGCAGAGAUGGGCAUCGCUGUAUAAUGGUACUCAUGACUAUGAUGAAGAAUUGAUAAAGAAGAAACUUCAGCAGUUUGCUGGUGGAUCCAUCGACCUUUCCAAAGAACACUGUGGCAUUGGAAUACUUACCUUGAACAACUCCCAGCUAAUGAAUGCCUUCACAGGCACUAUGAUGCUAGAACUCCAGGAGAGAGUAACUGAACUGGAAAACUGGAAGGAUGGCAAAGGCCUUAUCAUCCGUGGUGCAGGAAAGACUUUUUGUUCAGGAUCUGAUUUGAAUGCUGUCAAAGCAAUAUCCAACUCCAAGGAUGGGAUGAAUAUGUGCAUGUUUAUGCAAAAUACCUUAACCAGACUUAUGAGGUUGCCAUUGAUCAGCAUUGCACUAGUCCAAGGAAAAGCUCUUGGAGGAGGAGCAGAACUUACCACAGCAUGUGAUUUCAGGUUGAUGACGCCAGGCAGUGAGAUUCGAUUUGUCCAUAAGCACAUGGGCCUGGUGCCAGGCUGGGGAGGAGCUGCCAGGCUGGUGCGAAUCGUUGGCAGUAGAGCUGCUCUCCAGCUGCUGAGUGGGGCUGACCAGGUGGACCCUGAAAGAGCGCUGCGCCUCGGGCUGUCAGAGGGGACCUUGUCUUCUUCAGAUGAAAGUGGAUCACUAGAAGAAGCUCAAGCCUGGCUGAGUCAGUACACAGAGGGUCCAGCUAUUGUGAUUCGGGCUGUGAAAAAGGUGGUUACAGCUGGAAGAGAGCUGCCACUGGAAGCUGCCUUAAGGACAGAGAGGGAUGUUUUUGGAACUGUGUGGGGUGGGCCUGCCAAUUUGGAGGCACUGGCUAGAAGGCAAAAGCAUAAAUGA
Numida meleagris (helmeted guineafowl) is the source of this 2716-nucleotide messenger RNA. It is a transcript of the gene ECHDC1, whose product is annotated as ethylmalonyl-CoA decarboxylase 1. Gene Ontology annotation, biological process: fatty acid beta-oxidation. The coding region runs from base 1814 to 2716 and encodes 300 amino acids. The transcript has 6 exons. Gene Ontology annotation, cellular component: cytosol. Gene Ontology annotation, molecular function: enoyl-CoA hydratase activity. NCBI's taxonomy places the organism in Eukaryota, Metazoa, Chordata, Aves, Galliformes, Numididae. The record is from RefSeq and is a predicted model, not a curated record.